GCUUGGCUGCUGCCUGCUGGCCUCUGGCUGGCUCCUGCUCCGGAGAGAGAGAGAGAGAGAGAGGCUGCGAGGAAGUGGCCCAGGAAGGCAAGGCAAGGCAAGGCAAGGCAGCAGCAGGAGGAGGAGGAGGAGGAGGACCAUUCCUCCCAGUCUGCCUUCCUGGAGAGGAAGAGGAGAGCCUUCAGGAGGUCAUAGCUGCUGCUAUUGAAAAUGUCCAAUAAUGGGCUAGAAGCGGAAGAUAAGCCACCUGCUCCUCCGAUGAGGAACACCAGCACCAUGAUCAGCACCAGCGGCAAAGACGUGGGAACCUUAAAUCAUGGCUCAAAACCUUUGCCUCCCAAUCCAGAAGAAAAGAAAAAGAGGGACCGCUUCUAUCGUUCCAUCCUUCCAGGAGAUAAAACCAAUAAAAAAAAGGAGAAAGAGCGACCUGAGAUCUCCCUGCCUUCAGACUUCGAACACACGAUUCAUGUUGGAUUUGAUGCUGUCACUGGUGAAUUCACGGGUAUGCCAGAGCAAUGGGCCCGCUUGCUGCAAACCUCCAAUAUUACCAAAUCAGAACAGAAGAAGAACCCCCAAGCGGUACUUGAUGUGCUUGAAUUCUACAAUUCCAAGAAGACCUCCAACAGCCAAAAAUAUAUGAGCUUCACUGAUAAAUCUGUUGAAGAUUAUAAUUCUUCCAAUACACUGAAUGUAAAGGCAGUGUCUGAGACUCCUGCUGUUCCUCCGGUUUCAGAAGAUGAGGAUGAUGAGGAUGAUGCAGCUCCUCCCCCAAUCAUUGCCCCCCGGCCUGAGCACACAAAAUCCAUAUAUACCCGCUCAGUGAUAGAACCCCUUCCACCAGCCCCAACAAGAGAUGUGGCCACCUCUCCGCUCCCUUCCCCUUCAGACAACAACACAACACCCCCAGAUACGCUGGCAAGGAAUGUGGAGAAACAGAAGAAGAAACCCAAAAUGACCGACGAAGAGAUCUUGGAAAAAUUAAGAGGCAUAGUAAGUGUGGGUGACCCAAAGAAGAAAUAUACCAGUUUUGAGAAGAUUGGACAAGGCGCUUCAGGUACUGUUUACACAGCAAUGGAUGUAGCUACAGGGCAAGAGGUUGCUAUCAAACAAAUGAACUUGCAGCAGCAGCCCAAGAAAGAGCUGAUCAUUAAUGAAAUUCUCGUCAUGAGGGAAAACAAGAACCCCAACAUCGUCAACUAUCUGGACAGUUACCUCGUGGGGGACGAACUGUGGGUAGUCAUGGAGUAUUUGGCAGGCGGGUCAUUGACAGACGUGGUGACAGAGACCUGCAUGGAUGAAGGACAAAUAGCUGCCGUGUGUCGAGAGUGUCUUCAAGCUUUGGAAUUUCUCCAUUCCAACCAGGUUAUCCACAGGGAUAUCAAAAGUGACAAUAUCCUCCUAGGGAUGGAUGGCUCAGUCAAGCUAACCGAUUUCGGUUUCUGUGCUCAGAUCACUCCAGAGCAGAGCAAACGCAGCACCAUGGUGGGGACACCAUAUUGGAUGGCACCUGAGGUGGUGACAAGGAAGGCCUAUGGGCCCAAGGUGGACAUCUGGUCACUGGGGAUAAUGGCCAUUGAAAUGAUUGAGGGGGAGCCUCCGUAUCUCAAUGAGAAUCCCUUGAGGGCUUUGUAUCUCAUUGCUACCAAUGGCACGCCAGAGCUGCAGAAUCCAGAGAAGCUUUCGCCCAUAUUUAGAGACUUCCUUAAUCGCUGCCUUGAGAUGGAUGUGGAGAAAAGGGGGUCUGCUAAGGAACUCCUUCAGCACCAGUUCCUGAAGAUUGCCAAACCAUUGUCCAGCCUGACUCCUCUGAUUAUUGCAGCAAAAGAGGCAGCAAGAAACAACCACUGAAGCGUUCCAUGUGGCUGUUAUCAUUGUGCCAAGCCUUCUUGUUUUAAAUUUUAUUUUCUUAAAAAAGCUUCAGAGAGCUUGACUGUUAGGACUUUUACCAUACUCAGAGGAUUUUUAAUUCAGCAAGACUGGGAUCAUGAAAACAUUUUAUGCCAGAAUCAUAAAAGUGGACGUGAACAUCACCUCCCUAUUUGGGAUGGGAGAGAAUUUGUACAUUUUCAAGGGCCACAAAGAGAACGCCUGAUCUCAGCCAACAUGUUGGCAUGCCAGUAUGUUUUUUAAUGUGUUGAUUUAAGAAUCAGGUGGGGAGUGGGGGAAUACCUGGAGCCUUUUAGGCAAUGUCUUUGCUAAUGAGUUCUUACAAUCUGGAAUAUGUGAGAACCCUGUUCUUAAACUACUGAAAGACUGGCACAGUUUGGAUUACUUGAAACCUAGGAUAGGCAAACCGGAAAACCUGGACAGUUUUUAUAAUCUCAGAGAGAAGCAGAGUUUCUUGCUCUGAACGAUCAGAUAUUUGGACUUGUCUGCAUGCAACCAGAGAAGAUACUGAAAUAGUUAGAAUGAGCCCCCCAUUGUCUGUCAGAAGGAAGAUUACACUUAGCAAUUGUCACCAUCCUGCGUGUUCAAUUUUUGUAUGUGUGUGUGAAACGAAUGGCGUACUGAUUAAAUUCACAUUGCUGUUUCCACC
Sceloporus undulatus (fence lizard) is the source of this 2536-nucleotide messenger RNA. RefSeq names its product p21 (RAC1) activated kinase 1 (gene PAK1). Gene Ontology annotation, biological process: regulation of actin cytoskeleton organization; intracellular signal transduction; regulation of MAPK cascade. The coding region runs from base 211 to 1848 and encodes 545 amino acids. Gene Ontology annotation, cellular component: cytoplasm. Lineage: Eukaryota; Metazoa; Chordata; Lepidosauria; Squamata; Phrynosomatidae. The transcript has 15 exons. The record is from RefSeq and is a predicted model, not a curated record. Gene Ontology annotation, molecular function: ATP binding; protein serine/threonine kinase activity.